AGAUACAUUCAGUCUAUUCUAAACCGGCGCGCGAGUUAUACGUUUACGUAUCCUGGUCCUCGCGAGCGCAAUUUCAUCGCGCAUCGUCGGCUUCGUCGACGAUCUUCUUCGUCGUUUCUCGCGAUAUAUUUCUGAACAGGAAACGCCGCGCGUUCAGACACAUAUAAAACUGGUGCAAAAAUCGCGUUUCAAAGAGCGGGAGAGACUUCUUGUCUCUCUUUCUGUACCUCUUUCCCGCGACUCACUCAUUUUUGAAACCCGCGCGUGUUUGAAAGCCCGCGAGAAAGUUUACAUCGCGACGAAGAGAAGCGAACGCUUCGAACAAAUCGAGCUAGCCAUCUCGCUCGCACGCGCUGCGUGUUUUCUUGCGAACGAGAAUACGAAAAAAAGGAGAAUCGACGCGCAAGUGAUACCGCCGCGCGAAAGAAAGACGCAUGUCGUCUGCGAACUAGUCGCGAGUUUGUGUUUUUGUUUAUGCGAAACGGACUCUUGCAUCGGUAACUACGCACUGGACACUGCGCUGCGCUGCGUUGCUACGUCAGAGGAAGUGCUAGUGGACGCGCCUCGGAAGGACGUCGCAGGAGGCGUUCUCCAGAAAGAUCGUUACAUCGUUCAAAAGUCAUGGUCUUCAUGAGAAAAGACACAUUCUGCAGUUUGAACUGAGUAUCGUGCUGUUUGAAUUCGCGCGGCGAUUACCGCGAUCUCGAAAGUUUCUUCGGCGAGAGGAGGAAAACGAAGUUUUCGAAGGAGUGGCACGUGAGAAACCGAAGAAAUAAAAGGUGGAAAUAAACGUAAGAAUGGACCAUGAAGAAACGGGGUGCCGGCUGGUAGUGGACAAGCGAUCGGCCACAUCGCUUCCGCCACAUCGUCGUCGGUCGUCGCUCGCGACGCGUUCCCGGUACGUCGUUCUCCAGACCCGAAACGAGUGGCAGGUGUCGUGCGUGGCAGCAGAUACGAGCUUGACAGGUGCGAUAAUCGGGGGUGGCCCGGUCGUUGGCGCCGCCGGGCCGGCGAUGCGACGAUGAGCUCGCCGAGGGUGCUGUUAUCCCUCCACACCCGACCAAAGCCCCGCGUAAUAGCAAGGCUGGGUAGUCUCGGAAGCUGCAACAGCGAGGCCGAGCGACGAGGAGCAGGCGGUUCAAGGCCGAAAUUAUCCGCGUGGCCAUGGACCACGAAGCGAGGAACGGAACCGGCAGCAACGACAACGAGAAGCUCACCCAUAUCUACUUCAUCGUCGGCGACCGCAGGGAGACGGCCACUUACAAGACGAACCAGGUCACGGACAUGGAACUCAAGGAGCUUUUUAGAAGCGCGGCAGAGGCUGGCCCUCUGGACAUCGUAAAGCUUCGCAAGGGAGACAAGCUCCUCAACAUUUCGACCCAUCUACCGCCGAACACGCCCGAUACGCCCUACGUUCUUCAGAUUGUUGGCUCGCAUCCCGCUUCCACGGGGGUGAUUGAAGCGGAGGUGCUUUGGGCUCUGGAGAGGCGCGUUGCGACUCUGGAGCGGCAACUGCGAGAGCAUCAGGAAGCUUUAUACGCCACACCCUCCCUCGCUUUGCGGGAAUUGAAACGCCAAGUGGAUAGUUUCAAGAACAAAUUGGAGAAUAACGAUCAGUUGAACUGGCUCAGUCUUUACAAGCAACUUCCGGAGCCCAUCUAUAUGGAUUCCUGCCGCAGAUUGCAAUAUCGCCGAAAGAGUGACAGCAUGAAGCGGAAAGUUCGGGAGAAGUUUCUCAAUAUCUGCGACGUAACAAUCUCGUCGAGUGUCCGCGAAUGGCUACGCUCGCCGGCUUUCGACGCGCGACAAUGGGAAGAUGAAGAGCUACUAUUGAUGCUGCAGACCAUGUUCGUCGAUCUUGACCUGCCUGAGAAGUUCAACAUUCCCUUGCCGAUUCUGAGGAACUUUCUUUACGAGGUCUACAAUAAUUACAACGAGGUGCCAUUUCAUAAUUUCAGGCACUGCUUCUGCGUGGCACAAAUGAUGUACGCGAUAGCCUGGGCGGUGGAUCUUCCGUCGAAAAUUGGCGACCUCGAGGUUCUCAUACUGAUCGUCUCCUGCAUCUGUCACGAUCUCGAUCAUCCAGGCUACAAUAAUAUCUAUCAGAUAAACGCGCGGACCGAACUGGCACUACGUUACAAUGAUAUCUCGCCCUUGGAGAAUCAUCAUUGUUCCGUGGCGUUCCGGGUCCUGGAGGCGCCCGAAUGCAACAUCCUCGCGUCCUUGGACAAUCCUACCUAUAGAAUAGUGCGCGAGGGCAUUAUACGAUGUAUCCUGGCGACCGACAUGGCUCGGCACAACGAGAUCCUCGGCCAGUUUACCGAUAUCAUUCCCGAAUUCGAUUAUACUAACAAAGCGCACAUAAAUCUGCUAUCCAUGAUUCUUAUUAAGGUGGCCGACAUAAGUAAUGAAGCGCGUCCGAUGGAAGUCGCGGAACCGUGGCUGGACAGGUUACUUCAAGAGUUCUUUAAACAGAGCGAUGCGGAGAAACUUGAGGGUCUUCCGGUCACGCCAUUCAUGGAUCGCGACAAAGUGACCAAACCAUCGUCUCAGGUUAGCUUCAUCGGCCUAGUUCUUCUUCCUCUCUUCGAAGCCCUCGGCGAACUUCUUCCCGAGCUACAGAAUCUCAUAGUUCAACCGGUUAGAGAAGCUCUGGAGUACUAUCGCAGACUGAACGAAGCUGCCAAAGACGAACGCCAUCAUCGGAAAAGUGUCAUAGAUGUCGGAGAAUCGGGCAUAUCCAACGCACCGAGCGGUGUUGGAUCGUCUGCCGUCGUCAAAUCCACGUCAUCGCACAGCAUGCGUUCGAAGCGAUCUGCCACGACGAUCCAUUCGCGCUCGCGCUCUACCGAUGACGAUAUUACGGAGAACUUGACGAUGGAAGAGAUGGAAAACGUCGAGAGCUCUGAUCCGGAGACCGCCACAGAAGUAGAAAUCAGCGAGAAGACGCUCAAAUUCAAGAUCUCCACCGAAGGAACGUUGGCCGGCCCGACCAUCGGCCGGAAGAGUUGCCCCAGCAGCCGCAAGGGCAGCCGGGAGAAAUCCUCGUUAGAUCAUCAUAAUCAAGAUCUGAUUAAAGCUGUUCGGGAAUACGAACGUGAGAGGAGACGCAGCAGGGGCGAAAAUCUUGGUAGCGAUCUCAGUUCGCCGGUCAGCGCAAGAUCUGCCGAAAGUACGCGUAUUCUCGAGGAAAUGGAGAAGGAGGCGAAGACAUUUCUAGUCGCCAAAAUUGAAGGCAGAACGCCAGAGGGAAACGGUAAUAUCGUCGUGGCAGAGACCCACUUGCAACCGAAGAAUAACGUGAAGAAAACCGGCAACAUCAUAGAGAAUGAUCAGGAAAUCCGAUCUAGUCGUAAGGACGCACACGGCAGUCGAGAGUCGAUCAAUUUGCGAUGUUGCUGCGACGAUAGAACUGGGUCAAAUAAUCACAAGUCUUUAUUGUCACGACUGAAAAUCUUUACGGAUCGUCUAAGCAGCAGUUUUGACUCUAGGGAGUCGUCCAGUCCAAAACCAAAGCACGCAUCCAAGAUGCUCACUAAAAGCAACUCGGUGAGCAGUGGUUCCACUGCGACCUCGAGGAGGCACAACAAUUCUUUAUUUAUCUGUAAGCGCUGCAACCUUAUUAAGUCUUCGAUUAAGGACAGCAAAGCUAUCGCAACUGUGGUAGAGUUAUCGUCGGUUGACAAACGAGCGAUGACUCUGCCCAAGGUUCGUAAAUCCACGGAUAGUAAAAACAAAAGCUGGCGGACGGUGUUCACUAAAGAAAAGAGAUCGUCUACUUCUUUAGAAGCUUUGCCGGCAGCCGGUUCGUUUUCCAAACACCGUAGAAAUUUAUCGAAUCCCGAGGGCAAGUCUCAGAGUAUGAAGGAAGUGAAAAGAUCUCGACAGGAUCUAGACAUUGAGUUCCAAGAAAUCGAUGUACGUCCGAAGCAGCAACAACCUGAAAUCAUAGUCAAUCCCGAUGAUACCUCAUGCGACAUUGAAGAGGAUCUCGGCAAGAUAGAGAUUAGAAGAAGCUCAGCCAGCAUGGAGGACAUUUCUCAAAUGGCAAAGCAGGCAGAAGCGGUCAUAUUGGGUUCGCUGAAUUCCAAGACGGAGGAACGCCCGCACACCGGUAGUUUGGACACGAUGCUCUGGAAGGAAGUGCCCAAAUCACGAAAGAAGCAUUCCACCAUGUUCGCGUCACCCGCCGCGACCAAAAAAUUCUCGCCUGGUUUAUUCUCGCGAUUCAAACCCGGGCAAAUGAGCAUUGAUAGUACUCGGAGCAACAGCAACAGCGAUUCUCUGCAUGAUCACGGUUCACAAAGCGGCUGGAUAUCCUCGUUGACAGCCAGUUUCAGGCCAAAGAGGCACCCGAAUGAAACACCGCUGUCACCGCAUCCACCUAGGUCACCUAGCAGAGAGGAGAUUAAGUGAUACGUCCUUGUGGUCGAGGAUUCCUCUGAGAAGAAACUCGGGCUUCGUAGGUGGUCCGAAAACCUGUUCUGCUGCAACAGUUAGGACUCAAAUGGAAAAAGUUUGAGCCUAGUUUAAGAAAUAUCCGGGAAUAUGUCUGUCGCGUUGCAAUACAAGAGAAAUUAGUAAAAUAAUUAUCAAGAAAAUUUUUGAAGAGGUUUAAAUUUUUUAACACAGGAAUGAUCAUGUUUUUCGUUGGAUAUUAAUUAUUGAUAUCGAUUAAUAACUGCAAUGUGCAGACAUCAAACUCCGAUCAAAUGCAUCGGUGAUAUUUAUUAUAAAUAUAUGUCGCGACAUAAAAAGUAGAAUGAAUUUUUGUGAUUAAUUCAUAUUAUGAUGAUUAAUGUCACAUUGCAAAAUGUGUGCGUGUAAUAUAGGAGAAUAAAAUCUAUUCUCGUAUAAUUAAAAGCAGUCAAUUUCGAACAAACAUAAUAUUUGUUCGAGAAAGCCAUCGAAAAAUAAAAAACAAAAUGUUAAUUAUAUCUAGAUAUAUAGAUUCCGAUUAAAUUGAAUUCUUUUUAAUUGAAUUUUUCUUGUGGAGGGAUCCUCAUACGACCAUAAUUUUAUGCCAUUGACUUUGGGUAUUUUAUGUCAUAACGACGCGAAGUCACAAGAAUCGAGAUAUUUUAUUUGCGAGGGACAUCUACGGCCUGCGGAAAACGAGGAUGUAUGUAUGUAUGUAUGUAUGUAUAUAUAUAUAUAUAUAUAUAUAUAUAUAUAUAUAUAUAUAUAUA
This is a messenger RNA of Cataglyphis hispanica, 5189 nucleotides long. RefSeq lists its product as uncharacterized. The transcript has 12 exons. The coding region runs from base 1165 to 4416 and encodes 1083 amino acids. Gene Ontology annotation, molecular function: 3',5'-cyclic-GMP phosphodiesterase activity. Gene Ontology annotation, biological process: cGMP catabolic process. NCBI's taxonomy places the organism in Eukaryota, Metazoa, Arthropoda, Insecta, Hymenoptera, Formicidae. The record is from RefSeq and is a predicted model, not a curated record.